AUGGAAAAAUUCAAAAAUAAAACUACUCCAGGUGGUAACCCUAAAGGAAAAUCCACCGUUGUCAUAGGCAACGCAACUGGGCCUGAGGAUUCUGGAGAGCCCAAAACACCAUGCAAAAACAAAUUGGAGCAUAUUAAAAACCCUAAAAUCAAACCCAAGGUGACAUACUUCUUUGGAACACUAAAUGUUAACUCGAUGCUUAAAGUGGGUAAAUUAAAGCAACUAAACCAAAUGUUGAGAGAGGAAAACAUCCUAAUCCUAGCAAUACAAGAAACAAGAUUCAUAGAUAUCAACACAACCGAUUCAGAGAAUUACAGGUAUUUCAAAGGGAAACCCGGUAAAAGAAUAAUGAGGAACACACCUCAUCUUGGUACGGCAUUCUGCGUACAUAGAACAAUAGUGAACUCGAUUACGAAAUUUCAAUCCCCAUCGGGCAGACUAUCACUUUUAACUUUUAAAUGUGCAAACAAGUCAUACACGUUGAUCAACUGUCAUGCACCAAUCAAUGAAGAUAACAGGAAAAAUCCCACUAAAGUGGAGCAGUUCUGGGAACAAUUGGAGGAUGAAAUAAGCAAAAUCCCUCGUGAAAAUGUCAAAAUUCUUGUGGGUGACUUCAAUGCGCAGAUAGGGAAAGAAAAAUCAGUUCGGAAUAUUGUAGGCAAGUAUCCUGCACACAAAAGAACAAACCAAAAUGGCCUAAGAUUAAUUGAGCUCUGUAAGGCUUUCAACCUCAAACUAAUGUCAACAAAUUUCAAAAAACUUCCAAGGAAACAGAAAACAUGGAGAUCCCCGAAUCCGGAACUUGGAGAAUUUCAAAUAGAUCAUGUGGCAAUAUCCAAACAGAAUCAAAAAGAAAUUUUGAAUGUCAAGAUCAAAAAAGAACAAAACUUCAGGAAGAGUCUUCCAGAUUCAGACAAAUGA
Messenger RNA from Centruroides sculpturatus (bark scorpion), 921 nucleotides. RefSeq names its product craniofacial development protein 2-like. The transcript has 2 exons. The coding region runs from base 1 to 921 and encodes 306 amino acids. The record is from RefSeq and is a predicted model, not a curated record. Gene Ontology annotation, molecular function: catalytic activity. NCBI's taxonomy places the organism in Eukaryota, Metazoa, Arthropoda, Arachnida, Scorpiones, Buthidae.